AUGGGCUGGUGGCCGUUUUCAGGCUCAGGCGCAGAUGGCGCAUCCAAACAACAACCAGCGACUAUAUCGACAUCAUCGCCCGUUCAAAAGCCCAGCGAUGCACCCACGCCAGCCACCCGACAGCCGUCGACACAAGCACCCCACGACCCUGAUUUUUAUACCGCCCACCCACACCUCGCGCCGCCCUCGUUCUCGUCGAAUACCGUCCCCUCGUCCACCAAUGCCGACCACACGACGCAACCGUCCACAUCGGAUGAGCUCGAUCCCACACUCCCCCGCAGCAUGUCCUGCCGCGCCGCCUUUGACAGCGCCUUCUACUGCUCCUCGCUGGGCGGCCACUUCAACGACGUAUACCGCUAUGGCCAACUGCGAAGUUGCUCAGAUCACUGGAAUGACUUUUGGUUCUGCAUGCGUACCAAGAACAGUAGGAGUAGCCAGGACGUCAAGGAGCGCAUAGUGCAGGAUCGGUACCGCGAAAAGGAGAGAGUUUUGAAGAGUGGGCCGAAUAGUGAGGAUAUCUGGCGCAAGAGGGAGCCUGGAGAAGAAGCAGGUUAA
Molecule: messenger RNA, 555 nt
Organism: Exserohilum turcica Et28A
Lineage: Eukaryota; Fungi; Ascomycota; Dothideomycetes; Pleosporales; Pleosporaceae
Exons: 2
Coding region: 1-555 (184 amino acids)
Source: RefSeq, a predicted model, not a curated record